Messenger RNA from Culicoides brevitarsis, 2490 nucleotides. RefSeq names its product protein bowel (gene bowl). Gene Ontology annotation, molecular function: RNA polymerase II transcription regulatory region sequence-specific DNA binding; DNA-binding transcription factor activity, RNA polymerase II-specific. The record is from RefSeq and is a predicted model, not a curated record. The coding region runs from base 137 to 2017 and encodes 626 amino acids. The transcript has 3 exons. NCBI's taxonomy places the organism in Eukaryota, Metazoa, Arthropoda, Insecta, Diptera, Ceratopogonidae. Gene Ontology annotation, cellular component: nucleus. Gene Ontology annotation, biological process: embryonic hindgut morphogenesis; embryo development; regulation of transcription by RNA polymerase II.
UAAACAUUCAAACUUAUGAAUAAACAUAGCUUGAGUAAAAAAUAUUCUAAAGGAUACAUUUUAAGGAAUAGCAGUUAAAAAUAUAUAAAAACUGAUCUAAUAAAAUACUAAAUAUUUGAAGGCCAUUUCAACAAACAUGAAGACUGAAGGAGCGUCAAUCGUUCCAAAUUUGGAUGAACAAAUAGCCCUGAAACGAGCUUCUCGCAUCGAACAAUUUCUUCAUUCGUCAGGCACGGACUCAUCAAGUAAAAAUGUAAUUCGAAAUCCAUCGGUAGAAGGUAGAACACCGUCUGCUUCAAGUGCUUACGAGUCACAAUUAAAUUCGUAUCAACAUCAUUUAUCGCAACUUGGUCAAGUUUCACAACACAGUCGAGAAUCUUCUGCAUUCAUGCCAGUAUUGCCCUCACGUUCAAUGCGUCAAGGACUGUAUCCAGGUGUGUUAGAUUCUCCGGAUGCAAAGGAAAAACGCAACAAUUCCGGAUUUGAACUUGUAGCUCUAAUGGCUGACAAUAAACGAAAGGAAUUGGCGUUGCGAGAAGCAGCUGCUAUGCUACUUCCCCGUUCAAACGCUCCUCCUGUAACAAAUCCAACAAUUUAUCCAUCGCCCUUUCUUCAGCAACCGUCGCCAACAGGUCCUGCAGCAUUUACAUUUCCAACUUCUGUUGGAUUAUAUCCUCCGGGCCUUGCUCCUGGAAUGCAUCCCGGAUUAGAUAGAAGACUAUUAAGAGCUCCUGGAAGAGCGAGUCGACCUAAAAAGCAAUUCAUCUGUAAAUUUUGUAAUCGUCAAUUUACAAAAUCAUAUAAUUUACUAAUUCACGAGAGAACACACACCGAUGAACGCCCAUACUCGUGUGACAUUUGUGGUAAAGCAUUCCGUCGUCAAGAUCAUUUGAGAGAUCAUAGAUACAUUCAUUCCAAGGAAAAACCAUUCAAAUGUGGAGAAUGCGGCAAAGGUUUUUGUCAAUCACGAACAUUGGCUGUUCACAAAAUUUUGCACAUGGAAGAAUCGCCGCACAAAUGCCCCGUGUGUAAUCGCAGCUUCAAUCAACGGUCAAAUUUGAAAACGCAUCUUUUGACGCACACAGAUCAUAAGCCCUAUGAGUGCACAUCUUGCGGAAAAGUCUUCCGUCGAAAUUGCGAUCUAAGACGACAUGCAUUAACGCAUGCAGUUGGCGAUGUACCUCCAGAGAGUUUGGAAGAACGAGAAACUGAUAAUAACUUAAGUGACGAAGAAGAAGACACUUUGUUAGAAGUUGACUCGCCUGUUAACUCUCCAAGUGUUGGAAGAUCUUCACCAAAUUCUUUGGAGCCAUCUGUUAGAGAAACGGAGGAUGACGAGGAAAAAUUGGAAACACAAGAAACGGGAGAAAAUCCUGAAGAGAACACAACGGAUGAUACUAACAAGGAAAUCGCUGUUACUCAUUGCCAUCAUGAACGAGAUAACGGUUCGAAAAGUCCUUAUACGAUGCGCCCAACUUCUUCAUAUGACACUUAUCAUCAAACAAUCAAACAUUCGUCUUCCAACAAAUACGCCACGUCAUCAAAUGAACAAAUUGCUGGUCAAACCUUAUCGUCUCCAUCACUUACAUCUACUCCUCAAUCAUCUCCUGAUAUAUUUAUACCAACGUUGCAUGUGAGACGUGACUUGCAUCAAAAAUUGCAGCAAAAUAAUAGCAAUAAUAGUGCAUCGUCGUCGACAGUUUCACAACAGCAACGCAUUACAAGUACAAUGUUAGAGGCUAACUACAUCAAUUCCAUUCCAUUACGUAAACGCCCGAUUGGAUUAGAUGGCGAACCACACCCAAUUAUGCAUCAUCCUCGACAUAAUCUGAUUAGUCAGCAUUUACAUCAGUCAUUGCAAGCGUCAAAACUGAUAGCAGAAGCUGAAGCAAAAGAAAAAGCCGAGCCGAUUCCCGGAACAUCAAUUAUCCCACCGUCGGGUGUUACGACAAAAGCAUCAUCCUCUAACCAACCUAAAAAGACUGGCUUUAGUAUUGAAGACAUCAUGCGACGAUAAAUGGCUCAAAUUAAUGAUCUCUUCUAACAAAUAGCUCUCUAUUAAACAAAGAGGUAUGCAAAUGUAGCUUUCAAACAAAUCAUAACAAUUAUAAUAAUCACUUACAUAUUGAAUAAUAACAAACAUUCAGGUCAAGUCCGAGCAUUCAAGCAUUUCAUUAUCGUUCGCACUUUUUUGCAAUAAACUUUGUUGACGACGUUGACAAUUUUGCAAAUAAGCAUUGAAGAGUUAAAUAAAACUUAGAAUACAAAUUAAUGCUUAAGAUUUUUUAAAAUUCCUUUUAAAAUAUUUUAUUGUACUGCUUUAUAUUAGAGAAAAAAGUAUCUUGAUUUAUGAAUGCAUUUUUUUAUGUUUCUGAAUAAAUUAACUAAGUAAUGAUUCCUCAUAAAAUGCUUGAAACAUUCCUUCAACUAAUUCCUACUCGUGAAACAUAAAAUUUGGCUGAAAACAAGAUUAAAAUAUUCGAACACACU